Rana temporaria (common frog) is the source of this 1118-nucleotide messenger RNA. RefSeq lists its product as uncharacterized. The transcript is spliced from 2 exons. The coding region runs from base 130 to 1092 and encodes 320 amino acids. NCBI's taxonomy places the organism in Eukaryota, Metazoa, Chordata, Amphibia, Anura, Ranidae. The record is from RefSeq and is a predicted model, not a curated record.
GGAUAAUGUAGCUCGCAGUUGACUUUCCUAUACGGAAGGCAUAAUGUAAGCUUGCUAGGGAUUGUCCAGUUGAUAGAUACCUACAAAGAAAAUAAUAUAUAUUAUUUUAUUUUAUUUUUGACAGUUAAAAUGCUCAAGACGAAAUGGAAGAGCAUCCGUGAUGCCUUCACUCGUCAUUUGAGGGUACAACGUGAACGCAGGAGUGGAUCGUCAGCGUGUGCCCCGAAGGACUACAUAUAUUCAAAAGAAUUGGAGUUCUUAAGACCAUUGCUGGCUUUGGGGAGUACUGAAAACUGCUGGGAGGAAGCUGCUCCAACCGCACCUGUCGACACGGAUAAUGCCAGUCUAGCUUCAGGCGAUCAGGCUCUGGCGGGUCAGGAGCCGGAAAGCCAGUUGUCAACUUCGUCGCGGUCCACAUCGGCUACACCGGUGGGAGACGACGAGUCCACGCCAACAGUGUUUCCUCGUGGACCUGCAAGAGGGACGAGAAGGGAGGCUCCAGCUCCAGAACCCGAUUUUAACAGAAUGUUGUUGGACAUCAUGUCAAACAUGUCAGACAGAAUGUCAAGCAACCGUUCAUACGGUCAAAUGUCAGCUAGAUGUCUGGGGAAGCUGAUGGACAGGGUACCCAAAAAUCUUCAGGCAGAUAUGUUGGCCGGUACCAUAAGGAACAUUGCAACAUUUAUACCACCAACCGAACCCUAUCAAUCCUCAGAACCUCCACCACCCUAUGGUCCCUAUGCUACUCACCCCCCCGCAGUAUCUGUCAGCACCACCCCUUCCUCUUUUGUCAGCACCACAUAUUCCCACCCACCUACCUCGAUCAACACCACCUUAUACUUACCCUCCUCUGACGACAACACUUUCUCCUUACCCUCAUCUGCCCACACCACGUUCCACUUACCCUCCUCUGAAGACAACAACACUUUCUGCUUACCCUCAUCUGCCGACACCACCUUCUACUUACCCUCCUCUGAUGACAACAACACUUUCUGCAUACCCUCAUCUGCCGACACCACCUUCUACUUACCCUCCUCUGACGACGACGACAACUUCUUGGGCCAGAUUCACGUAGCUCAGCGGAUCUUAUAGAUCCGCUCGAUCUACGUGAAUUAAGA